Peromyscus californicus insignis is the source of this 8949-nucleotide messenger RNA. RefSeq names its product phosphatase and actin regulator 2 (gene Phactr2). The record is from RefSeq and is a predicted model, not a curated record. The coding region runs from base 199 to 2325 and encodes 708 amino acids. NCBI's taxonomy places the organism in Eukaryota, Metazoa, Chordata, Mammalia, Rodentia, Cricetidae. Gene Ontology annotation, biological process: actin cytoskeleton organization. The transcript has 13 exons. Gene Ontology annotation, molecular function: actin binding.
AGAGCCGGCUGUAGGCGGCUCCUUCCUGUGCAAACUUUUCUGUGCUCUUCCUCCUCCCGCGCUGCGCACCGCUGCUUGCGGCCGCCUCCCGGCCCUGCCAGCCGGCCGGGGGCUCCACGCGGGGCUGCAGAGGACAGCGCAGCCCUCUGCGCCGGCCCCACCCUGCCUGAGCUCGCUCCCUCCCGGCGCCUAGGGCCGAUGGCGGAAGCCGGCAGGAGCCCUGCCAUGUCCCCGGACCAGCCAGCCGGCCAGGAGGCGGUGGCAGCGGCGGAUCUGGACCCCGAGCCCGAGGCUCCCAGCCCGCCAGCGCCUGCCCUGCGCUGGCUGCCCGGGGACCCAAGUCCCCGCGGCCGCUCCCAGAGCGACCUGUCGUCCGCCUCGAGCAGGGGCCGCCCGCUCCGGGUCCACAUCUCCGGCUCAGUUGAUGGACUAGACAAAGCCUCCAUAGCAAACUCAGAUGGCCCCCCAGCAGGUUCCCAGACACCUCCCUUCAAGAGAAAGGGGAAACUCUCCACCAUUGGUAAGAUCUUCAAGCCUUGGAAAUGGAGGAAGAAGAAGACCAGCGACAAAUUCAGAGAAACCUCAGCAGUAUUAGAGAGGAAGAUAUCCACCAGACAAAGUAGAGAGGAGCUGAUAAGAAGGGGCCUGCUUAAAGAAUUGCCUGACCAAGAUGGAGAUGUAACAGUUAACUUUGAAAAUUCAAACGGGCACAUGAUACACAUCGGAGAGGAAUCUUCCCAAGAGGAGAAUGUAGGGAAACCCGAAGAAGGGAAUGACUCUGUGUGUGAGAAAAUACCACCUCGGGAGGAAAAGGCAGAAGAUAAGAAAGAGAACACUGAAAUCCACUCUGAAACACCGGCUGCUCCUGCUCUACCUCCUACAGCUCCUCCUAAGCCCAAACCCAAACCUAAACCCAAAAAAUCUCCCGUGCCUCCCAAAGGGGCCACUGCUGGGGCUGGCCACAAAGGCGAUGAAGUGCCUCCUAAUAGAAAAAAUGUCAAGGCUCCCAGUAAGCAGGCCCCUACCCUUCCACCCAAGCCGACAAGCCGAAACACACCCCGGGAGGCUGCUGGUUCUUCUCACCCGAAGAAAACAGCCAGCUCCAAAGCAUCUGCCUCAGCAUCUGCCUCCUCCACCUCCUCUCGUCCCAAAGUGUCCAAGGAGUCAGUUGCUAGCAAAACGGGUGUCGUGGGGACCGCAAGGGGCAAGAAGAAAACUGGCAAGCAGCCGGCGGCCUCCCGACUGUCCUCAGACACCACCACUGCUGACACAUCUGGUCUUGAAGGAGAGCCCUCAGACACCGGGAUAGAGAGUCUCAAACAAGAAGAGACUGUUGCUGGAGCUGAGGAGCAGGCCACGGGCAAAGCCAAGGCUACUGUCCUUCCACCUCCUGUGGCACCGCCGCCUUCCCCACCCGUCCUUCCUCUGCCGCUUGAGGAUCAGGGCAUUGUUGCCUUGGACACUCCCAUGGUCCCGGUCAGUGAUGGACCUACCCUGCCUGGCUCUGCCUUAGACCCAAGUCAGCUCCUUUGGACUGAAGAGCAGGCGAACAGAACCACUCCGUUUUCAAGCGCUGGCUUAAGUGGUACCAGAGAACAGGCACAAUGUUUUACAACCAAAGAUGAGCUGGGAAAAGCUGGACCUCUUGGGCAGAUGGGAGACUCUUCAGAAUCCUUCAGUGCCCCGGAGGAUGAGGCCCCAAGAGAAUACCAAUCCAACGACUCUGACUCAGAUGGACCCAUCUUGUACACUGAUGAUGAUGAGGAAGAGGAUGAUGAUGAUGAUGGCAGUGGAGAAAGUGCUUUGGCAAGUAAGAUACGACGAAGGGACACUCUUGCCAUAAAACUUGGCAACAGACCAUCCAAAAAAGAACUGGAGGAUAAAAACAUCCUGCAGCGAACAUCUGAAGAAGAAAGACAGGAAAUAAGGCAGCAGAUCGGGACCAAGCUAGUCAGCAUAUCAUCUUGUCAUUGUAGAAGACUCAGCCAGAGGCCAACAACUGAAGAAUUAGAGCAAAGAAACAUUUUAAAACAAAAGAACGAAGAAGAGGAGCAAGAAGCAAAAAUGGAACUGAAACGGAGACUCAGCCGGAAGCUCAGCCUAAGACCUUCUGUGGCAGAGCUACAAGCCCGAAGGAUCUUGCGAUUUAAUGAGUAUGUAGAAGUCACGGAUUCUCCCGACUAUGACCGCCGAGCCGACAAGCCCUGGGCCAGGUUGACACCUGCAGACAAGGCAACAAUAAGAAAAGAACUCAAUGAAUUCAAAAGCACAGAAAUGGAAGUUCACGAAGAGAGUCGACAGUUUACAAGGUUUCAUCGUCCAUAAGGAAGUGUGGGACUGCUCAGAAAUAUAGACUGACCAUCCCCGGCAGAAGCCCUGCUUCCUGAGACCCCGAUAUUGCACUGAGAUUUGAACGUGUAUGUUUCCAUUUCAUUGCGGUGAAGGAGGCGCGUGACUCGGCUUUGGUUGAGACUGCUCCUCACCCGGACAGCCCAGACGAGGCCAACACGCUGAGAGCCGGACGCAGCAAGCCUGGCUGCCCAGGAUGUGCACUAAUGUAAGGGACACUCUGGCUCUCUCAGCUGUUCUUCGUCAGAAAUUUCAAUCAAAGAAGACAAGCAGAAGACAAUCGCUGGUUUGACUGCCAGAAAGCCAAAUGGUAUAGUACGUGUGGGUUGACCAACAGGAGACAUUGGUAUUGCUGGUGGUCAUCCCAACAGCAUGGGAGCUAAAAAUGAGGAGGAGGACAGUUCCGUUAUGUUAAUGAAGAAAAAGAAGAAUGAAGAUAAGUAUAUUUUUGAAGUAGGCAUUUGGUAGCUGAGAACUUACUAAGGGGUUUGGGAACCUACUCAACCAAUGUGGAUUCCUUAAAGACUUGAUUCCAGAACAUUCUUGUUUCACCAAUAAGUUGGUUUUGUGUAAUACCAUAUUUUUUAUGUUGUGCCAGUGAACCCAGUUGCCAGAAACAAAUCUGAGUGUGCAUUAAAUGCAAGAAGCCUCUACCCACUCUUACCAAGCAUGCUUGCUUGCAUUGUGUUGCAUGCUUUCUGUAGCCCAGCUAUCCACACGACCUUUUCUUACACUGCUUUCCUAAUGGAUGAGCCCUCUACAAGGCUAACAGAAGUAAGGUCAGAUAUAAAGUGACCCCACAAAACUGUUGGAAGCUUUAGAAAUAAAUCUCCUGUCUUAGUUAUCUCCAAAGUCAGGAAACCAUUCAUUAUCUAAAGAAGAUUAUAUGGACAAUCAUGACACCCUUUUUAAAAACUCAAUCCAGAAUUGCAGCGUAAGCAACAUACAAGUGUGUGCUGCUUGCUCCAAGUGCUGAAGGGGAAUUAAAAAAAAAAUACCCAGUAGUUUUGAGUGCUACGUUAAAAAUUUGUAAAAAGUUAGGUUGCUGCUAUUUAAAAAAAAAAAAUCAAGCACAUAGAUUUAGCAAAAAUACCCUAAGGCUUAAAGGAAGACAGAAAAUUGCUGGUUUAUGUAAAGGAAACCUUACCGUCUAUGCUGAUUCUGUGGAUCACAUCCAUACAUACAAUCUGUACUCCCCGUGCCAGAAAAGCAGUGAGAUACAGUUCAGGCCAGUUUCUCCAAGAGCCUGUAAUCAGUCUUGUUUACAUUAAGAAGCUCCCUCCCUCAAAUUGCUUUUCUCUGUGGUAUCAGGCUCCAGCACAGAACCCCAGAAGGGCUCACUUGUGAAUACUACCUUAAAUUUCAUUUCCCUUAACAAUUGUUUUGGGCCUCUUGGAUUAAAAGCAUACGAUAUUAUUUUUUAAAAAGAGAAGGCAGAAUCUGUAUCAAGUCUAUCGUAUUCUCUGAUCUGAAACUCUGACUGUUCUGCUUCAGGAUGUGGAAGCCUGUAAUUUUCUAUCCCAACUGAGAAGUCAGCAUUUAAUCAGUGGAAUAAGUGUAGGUCCCACCACUCUGUGGUAUUUGGAAGAACCACUUGAAAUUUGAUGAUUUCAUUUCAAAGUAAAAGUGGUUAGCUGCAGUUGACCUAUUAUAAAGAGCCAGGAGGAGCAUUACGUGAGGUAACCAGCAUUAUUGUACCCUUCACUACGCUUAGCUGUUCGCAUUAAUAAAACAAGGCUACAAUCUACACGAGUUCAUUUCACUAAUGGCGGAAGACAGACUUUGCUUUUGAAGUAAUGUCUGUGCGUGCCCUGGUGUUUGUCUUCGGCUGAGGGCUUGUUUGUUUUGUUGUUAUUUUGCAGUGCUGGGAUUGAACUGGGGCCUUGUGGGUGUCCUGCACACUUUCUAGAACCCCUGAGCUGUGCUCCCAGCCUUUGUUUGCUUUAGUGUCUCAAUUCAGCCAUGAAAAUUAACUCCUUUCUCAUUACUUGCAAAGUAGUUUUCCUUUAGGAUACCUUAUUAACAUCUCAGUGUCAUGAGAAAAAUGCCAAGGCAGAUAAUGUUUCUUAAUCUAUGCUUAUCAUCUUGGAGCAUUUUAAAACUUCUAAUUGCACGUUCUCUGUACAUUGUAAGUGCAAGACAUGCGCACCAGUUUGUCACUCAAAGCGUAUACCGUAGGAAGGUUCUAUUUGGUUGUUUAAAAGAACAAUCUCCCUCCCCACCCCACCCCCGCCGCCCCAUAGUGGUCUGAAUUAUACAAUUUCUACUUUCCACAAUGAUAUUUGUCCACUGCAACACAAGCCUCAUGCUGAAGCCCCCAGUUCAAUCCCCAGUUCCGCACAAAUGAAAACCUGUCUCCUGAUAUGGUCUGUCAUAUUUAUGAACCACAUAUACCUCUCCUUCAUACUGACUGAUACAUUUAGAGGAAAAUUUGUAAGUCAGAAGUUUGAAAAGGUAAAAAUUAACUACCAGUAGUCUAAUAUUUAAAUAAUUAGAACCACCCAUUACUUCAUUACAAUGAUCUAUUAAUUUUUUUUAAAAGCCAUGGAAAGAAUUAGAAUAUCGUGAGCCAAGUAGUUCUCAGAAAAAAGCUCUAUUUCAUGGUUCAUUUUCAAAGGCAGGGAAACGUAAAGGGGGCAUAGCCUCACUAGCAGCCCAUCCUGGCAUCCCCACAGAAGGCAAAGGCAUGUCUCCCUGCAAUUACUCCUCUGCCCACUGCCAGCAUUUCUGCAGCCCAACCACCAAGCCACUAUUCUCUAAGAAAAUAAAUGUGUGCAGAAAUUGGAGUUAUAGUUUGGUGCAGUUGUAACACAAUUCCAGUUUUUCACUAAAGCAUACCAUUAGGCUGAUGGAGAAAAUGAGUGAGGUUUUUCCAGCUCCUGAGAUAUGAUGAAGAAAGAAAAUUAGCCAUCUCAUGGAAGGUCCCAGACAGGAAAGAACAAGACCAAAUAGAAAAUAUCAACUGGCCAUUUCCAUCUUGACUUUUAAUGGAGGAGCAAAACCCUGUUGAUAUUACAGUAAUGAGAAAACACUAAUUCCCCUUCAUUCAGCAGCCUCAUGGCCACGACCAACCAACAUGACAAAAAACGGUCCUCGAAUCAGCAUUCACUUGGGACGUCUUGACUGGUGACUUCCUAUACGUGUGAAAUGUGUUUUUGUGUUCGCUGUAAUUUACCUUUAUGCUUAUUCCUUAAAUCAUUUAACUAGAGUCUACAACAUUCAGAGACCCAUUUUGGGUAUUUGAACAACUAUUAAUUAAAAAGGAAAAGGCAAACUGACUGGGUUCUCAGAGUUACCCAGAAAAGCUGCCACUCUGGUUUCUUUUUCCCACCCUUAUUAGUGGAACGAAGGCAGGCACUUCUCUGUCUCUGGUGUCACGAGAAAGUUCUGAGAUUUAAUUGAAAAUAGAAGAAUCUAAUAUGCUCUUCAAAAGUCACCAAAUAUGGAAAAUGAGUUGUGAGCCCUUAGGAACUCUGUCAGAGUUUGUAUCCCGCGAUUAAUUCGGUGAUGCGCUGGCGCUUAAAAAAAAAAAAAAAAUACGGUAGUUUGGACUUGAGAGGGAAAGAAAUGUGGGUUAGCACCACAUGUCCUGAUACACCCCACACCAACACAUGACAGACAAACCUGCCAAGACUAAGCUGUAGUCACAAUAGGAAGAGGCGAGUCUACCACAUAGUAAUAUGUCUGCGUUUGAACAGUAAAAUACUUUCUUUUCCUUCGUCUCUUGCUCAAAAAGUCCAUCCUGUGUUGUUCAUGCAUGGUCCUUGCAGCAUAAUUUAGAGUAAUAAACUUUCUUUAGUGUGGGUGAAACAGACUUAAUCUAAUAUGGGACAUAUGGGUUUAUGUCAUUUUCAUCAAUGUGGAGAAUUUGUUUAUGCAUUCCGAACUAUUCACUUAUCAUUACUAGUAAAAGAAGCUGUACUUAGAGAUCAUUAUUCGUUCCCUCACAUCCUUAGAGUAUACAAAUUGUCCCCUCACCCCUUAAAAUGAUGAAUCUCUUGUUAGGAUUUGCUGUCUACUUACUGGUGAUUUGUUUUCUUUAACAAAGCGGAAUGAACCUUUAGAAGAUAGACUCUAGAGGGGACAAGGGCGGCAAAAAUAAGCAGUUGUCAAACGAAUGGGGACAGCUUCCUGAGAGAACGUGCAUUCAUUCCUCAGCAACUCAAACCCGAGUUCCGGAGAGGGGCUCUGGGUGCCACUGCAAAGGCAAGCAAUGACCAAAGGGUGGUGGGGGUGAAGGUAGGAAACCCCACACCGUCCUCACUUUUGCUUCCUAUCGUACCUUUUCUAGUUGCUACGCUUCAACACUGUUUCCAUGCUGGAACUGCUAUUAGCAUUUCUAGAAAGCAACUGUCAUAUAGACCAACUAUUUUUUUCUUUUUGGUAUGAUCGUAUUUUGUUGUGUGUGUUGUUGUUGUUUGUUUGUUUGCUGUGGACAGCUUCAUCCCAAAUGAACAAAUCUCAUUUUACAUAUUAUAAGGUUUUUUUGGCAACGAAAUGGAGAAUCCUGUGGCUGCUAUUCUUCCCUAACGCCAAGUUUUAGCCAUGCUGGGUUUUAUUGCAGGAAAAUGCCAUUUAGCUUGUUGCUUCUCUACCACAGCUGCGUAUGAACAAAGAACUGUUGAUAGAUGCCUCCCAGUGGGGGUGCUGUUGGCAUUUGGAUCUGGGCAAUUCUUUGUUGUGCUGAAAUGUACCACAUGUUGCAAGAUGUUCAGUAUCCCAGGCUCCUAGUGACUCAACACCAGGACCAGGAUCGUUCACAGACAUUGUAAAAACCAAAAAAAAAAAAAAAAGCGCCUUCUCCUCACAUAUCUGUAUACCCUCACAGAAGGGUACACCCCCUCACCUGAAUACCACUGUCUACUGCAACACAUAGGGGAAAGUGCCUAUCCCCAAAUACCAUCUCUACUGCCUUGCAUGUCUCUGACCCACUUCAAGCCUUCUCCUUGGAUGCAGCUUAAAUUGCUGUUCUCUAGGAAAGAGGGCUGCCAGGCAGCCUUGUCCGUUACAGUGGGCAGAGUGACGUGGUCUGAUGCUUGUCUGUACUUCCGGAGGGCUUAUGCGUGAAGCAAACUUUUGUUCACCCCUUCACGGUUCCACUUCAGAACUAGACUGCCCGGUCACAGGAGCACAGUGGCUCUGAACGAACCAGAUAGUCUUUGGAAGUCAACAUUAGAUUCCACCUGGUAACGCGCUGUAUGCCGAGGUGUGCAAGAGUCCCCUCUUCCCUUCUGGAGACAACACAGUUAAUUCACAUGGAAAUGCUUGGAGUCCCCUGUGUAAACAUAUCCAUAUGGUUCAGCUUUCCUAAUAAGAUGUGCAAAUAUGACAUUGUGGCAGAAAAUGUAGGUUAACUGGAUUGCAUGCAUAUUGUUCACACCACAGAACCAAGGAUAUGCAAAACAAAGUGAGUUUUCCCCCAGGUGCAGCUCAAUCAACCUGUGCUAACCAUACAGAAACAUACUCUUUAUGCCACUGAAAUUGAGUAGUCAAUAUGUCUUGAAAAAUAUUUAGAUGAAUUGCAGCCAGCUGCAAGGAUGGAAUUAAUUCUUCCCACUCUAAUAUUUUUAAUAUUAAAAUUCUAAAGACACUGUUUUUUGAACCAGAACAGCUCAAAGUCAAUAAAGAUGGUUAUAGCGUAAACCUAUAGAUGGUGCUUAAAAAUUCUUACCUUUCGUAAUAUCAGUAUUUUUUUUGAAAAAGAGAAUAAAUUGAAGGAGUAAAUGAGUCAGGAUGCCACUCCACCCUCGGGUCAAUGUUGAGGUUUAUUAAAAUGCCAAUAAUAUUUGUGCCACUUGCCAGCUUGGGGGGCUUUUCCCUUAAUGGAUGCUCUUGAUUUGAUUGUUGACUGUAUCACUAAAUUGCUUAGAUGGCAUCCACCAUGAGAGAUUGCCACUGUAGUGCUAACUAGCAUUUGAGAAGAAUUAGCAAGAGCUGAGGGUCAGUCCACUUUCAUCACUUACACUAUAGGCACUAAUUCUUUAGUACUUCUUCUAUGGCUUAGACACGUGCCAAUGUAUUCAAAGCAUCCUGCACAGAUUUCGCCAGUUAAAUACCUGCUGAAAAUUCAAACCAGUCUCUCUUUUUUUUCCCCUAAGUAACAGUGGUUUUUCCCCACAAUGAACUGUCUGUGUUCUUUUGCUAUUUCGUGCUUUGGUUAAAGUGUUAGUGAUGGUAAACUGUGAUCCUUUCCAGACUAGCUGGGUGAGUCUCCAGUGCGUGAUCCAGUCUUUACACAGCUUUGCUUUCUGUGGGUGUUAAUAACUGGAACUGCACCCAGAUAAACGCGACAGUUUUUCCUUUUGGUUGUUCUUAAUCCCUACUCUGUGGGUAUGAUAAUUGCAAGUAUACACACCGAAACAUGUAUUCCACGAUUGUAACCUGAAAAGACCAUGUAUUACUUUUUUUUAUUCCAUAUUGGUGUUUGUGUUAUUUAAAGUGGAAAAUUAUACUCUGUCUAGUAGUAUAAUAUAGGAUACUUCGCUGUGCACAAUUCCAAGUGCCUUAGAGUGUUGUUUAGCUUUCCUAAGUGUAUGUAUAUGCAUAUAUGUGUGUGUAAAUUGUGAAACGUUACCUCAAUAAAAUCAUUGAGAAAUCCUA